AUGAUGGAUCGCAACUGCGUGAGCAUCGGCAACUGUCUGUUCCCCGACCUGCGCUGGCGCUGCGAUGUGACGUGCACUGCUCUGAGCGGCGACGGAAGCUUUUUGGCCUCAGGCACUCGGCAGGGCUAUGUCGUUUUGUGGAAGGUCCGGCGGCGGCGCCAACCACGCCGCCGCUGCCCGCUGUCCAUCCGGCGGUUCAAGGAGGCGUAUGAGAGCACUGCGGACGUGUCACUGGACCCGUACUUUUUGCUGGUCGCGAGCAACAACCCUAUCGCAUUCCCCGUGGUGCAGGUGGCGUUUGCCAGCGGUUCGCGCCCGCUGUCGUCGCUGCAUCACUCGUCGCACCGCGUGAUCAGCAGCUACUGCGGCGUGGAGAAGGCCGAGGAGGUGCUAGUGUCGCUUCACAGGGACAACAGCAUCGCCAUUUGGUCGCUGGUGGACUGCCGUUGUUUGAACAAGGUGAAGGGGCCCCCGUUCGCCAUCAAGCGGAUGUGCGUGCUGCCGGACGACCGUUUCGUGGCUCUGGUCGGGCGCACGAAGAUCAACGUGAUAGAUCUGUGGCGCAUAAAGUUGAUUGGGAUGCUGGAUUUGGAUGGAUCGUGCUACUUCGACAAGGUCACUUAUCCAAGCCGCGCGCACGAGUCCGCUGCUGGCGAGGCGGCAUGCAGCUACCUGGCCAUGGACACCUCCAACGCCGACAAGUUCAGUAUGUCGCCGCGUUCGGCCCACAACCAACCCGUGUACACUAAGCCCCGCCGCAUUCUGCGGGCGCAAUCCGGCCUUGUCCCUUCAGACUGUCCGUUUGCGCUGGAUGACGUGACCGCUGAUCUGCGCCACGGGCCGGGCCCCGGCGACCGAGCUGAUCAAAUCACGCUCAUUUCGCCCAUACUGCUCUCCGCGUUGCUAGACAACCAGGAGCUUGUGGUGUGGGACCUAACGGAGCCCAUCAUGAAUUACAAGCAGAAGCAUGGCGUGGCCGGCGGCCCCAUCGCGGUUGUCACCCGUUGGGACAGGCAAAACGAGCAGUUCAUUAACCUUCACAGGCGCCCCCACCACGUGCAUCGCGGCAUAUUCCGGGGCCGCCACUCGCCAACGAAGGCGGGCGCGUCCAGCAAAGGCGUGGUGUCGAAGAAUGGCGGUGUGGAGGCUGAUGCUGAGUUUCCCACGUUGCGCGAGUGGAUUCCGGAGCUCAAAGACGCGGCAAGCGAUCUGGUCACGGUGGACCGCUACGUGUUCUUGAUGUUGGACGUGCGCAUUCUGGUUUGGUACUACGACACCGACGGCUCGCUGACUCGCGUGGCCGAGUUGCUAAGCCUUGGAGCCGACGGCGUGUCUAUCGAGUCUCCGUGGCGCGGGUUCGAAUGCGUGCGAGUGUCCCAAGACCUCACGCUGUUGGCGGCAUGGGUGGACAGCGGCCGGGUGUCGAUUUUCUCCGUCCCCGACGUCUACUCACCCAGCAAACCGUUCCAGCUAGUGGCCAACCACCAGCUCCCUGCCUUCAUCACGCCUUCACGUUCGGACGAGUGUAUCCACGUGCACGCCAGUCUGGGUUCGCGUCAUCACGAUGACUUGGACUUCUCCAAGAACGCAAGCUCCUCGCUUCGGUUUCGCCUGUUUCGGCGGACAUCCGCUGGCGACAUCUGCAUAGGGAUGCCUCGCCACAAGUCGUGGUUGCGCAUUUGCACGUCUUCGCUACUCUCCGACUGUUUCUCCAGGCAUGCUGACGGCGUUGUGAGCUCGGCUCUUUUCCACGACGGCGAUUUCCUGCAACGCGUGGACAUGCUGCGCUGCGGGUCCUUGUCCUGCACCAACGUUGCGAGGGGCGUCACGCGUGAGCUCGGAUCCUGCCGUGCCAUCGAGGAAUGCAUGCUGAUGAUGUCUGGCGGGUACCGAUUGAGGCCCGUGGCGUUGCCUGGAUCCAAGGUGAUGGAGUGGUUAGCUGCGUCCCCGUCGGCAAACUCGGCAUCGGCAUCGCACCAUACAGGGCGCACUCUGCUGCACUGCCUCGGGUCCAGCUACCUGGUGGCUUGCACUGGGGCGUCUUGCAUGAUGGUCUACUCGCUCACUUCGUUCGAGUUGAGCGCGGUCUUGUGUGACUUCCACCGCGCUCCCGUGACUGCCGUGCAUAGCGUGUUCUCCAUUGCGUUCUACGGGCCGAAAAACACCGAUGCGGUGCUGAACGAGAUUGAAGACACGUACUUGAGCGUUGACAGAGAUGGGUUCUUGGUGCUGGUGCAGCUGCCGGUGUUGUUGAACGAGCUGUCGGAGGAUAGCCUCCGCCCCGCCAUCGACGAGAGGGACAUUUACUCAGAUGCGAGCAUUUCAGACGAUGAUGAGCCCCAAUGUUCGUCGCGGGGGUCGUUCGAGCACUACGUCUCGUUGUCGUCCGAGCGCCGUGGCAUCCAGCGAAUGCAGCGCAGCGUCGAGCUGCUGGAGUUCCCCAUUGAGCGUGUCGCGCUGAACCGGGAUACGGAGACGUUAUACGUGCUCACUAAUCGCAAAAUACUGCUGUGGCGCAUAACCGACGGCCGGUUUCUGCGUUCCCUGCCGUACCUGGCGACCUAUCGCCAGGCCGUCUGGGUGUCAAGCGGCACCACCGCCGAGUUGGACCGGAAGCAGCCGGGCAUCACCCUCGCCAGCACGCUGACAUCGUUCCUGACGACCGAAUGGACCUCAGCGACCGCAAGCCCACACACGGAGGAGCACCAUAGGCUUUAUCUUGAGCACCGACAACCUCACGAUUUGUUGGCUCCGUGCGUUUUCCAGGAGAAGUGCUUCAAGAAGCGGGUGUCAAUGUCGCUGCACAUGUCCUUCUUGCGCAUGGAAUUCUGCGUGUCUCCGUCGUCAGACUCUGACGUUGGUCGCGAAGCUCCGGAAGACGUGUAUAAAAGGUCGUCCAACAAGCAUCCGUCGAGAUUUUGCGCAAAGAUGCUUCGUCAGCAUGGCCAACCACGGCACAUGCACAACUUGUGGAGGGUAACGAUCCGCCGUCGGCGUGGGCAUGUCCAUUCCGGUUUCCGCGCAGCCUGCAGCCGCUUCUGCCGUUCUUCUUCGCACGAGGCCAACCCUAGGACCGUUCCUACGGUAUCCCAUUCGGUUCCGCUGGUGUUGUUCCCUCUUCAGAAAGUCUUGUCGCACCUGAGCGGCAGCGGCGGCUCACUCAUGCCGAAGUUGAAGGAUGACGGCGCCGUGUGCUACUUGGGCAUACCGCCCGGCACCGUUUCCAUUCCGCUGCGCUAUCGCAAAACGAAGCCGGAUGAUUCGCAGCCCCAUGUCCACCGCAACUUGUCCGUCACUACCUAUUUUGCGAACGACUACCUGCACAAGGAGACCAGGUGGCCCGGCAUCCGCCGCAGCUUCACGUUCCCCUGCAUGUUCGACGAGCGCAAGAUCGCCGCGCCGCUGCGCCGGUUUUCGGCCAGCAAGUGCAACAGGUACUACUCGACCUGCAUGUACAUCAGGGACCUGGUUGUUGGCUUCCACGCGAAUUCGAAGGGUGGCUCCUACUGGGAGGGCUCGUCUGACGCCUGGCUGCUGCUGCACCUGCUUGUGUUGUGCACUUGCAAAACGGGAUACGCCUUGCUUUCGAACUCGGUGUUGGGCAGCCUGAGGCAGCUGUCGUGCGACGACCUCUACUUCCACGUGUGCCGCGCCUUGUCGGCGCUGCGUUGCUUCCACACCAAGAGUGGGUCGCGCGUGCCGUUUCCGGAGAUGCGGGUCUGCCGCUGCCACGCGACAACGUUCAGCUUCGGCCGGCGCUGCGGGUUCUGUCUGCAGCCUGCGCACUUCGUGGAUGUGGGCUACGCGUCUGAGCUGGCGCCGCCACCCCCGUGGCAGGAAGACGCGUCGCUGCUCCUCCUGGUGAUGAUCACAACCGACAAGCGUUUGUCCGCGCUGUGCAACUACGUUUGCGCUGGUGACAAGAUCCAGACGUUCGCGGAUUACGUGUCGCAGCUGAUGUUCCGCCACAUGCUGCCCGUCGAGGAGGCCCCUCGUGCCAGCGGGGACUACCCGCCUGAGGACCGCAUCUUCGACCCGCGCGCGUACUGCCUCGAGAUGUUCGCCAGCGGGUUCGCGUCGGUGUGGACCCUGAAGUCGUUGGACAGCUCGCGCAUCUUGCCGGCGUCCUUCGGCAAGAAUCGCGUGCACGCGCUGGCGCGGUCGCUGUACCAGUCGUCGGACGGCAAGCAUCUCUCGUCUGCGCAGUUCGUGAUGAGCGCGCUGUCGCUGUACCGUUCCAGCAGGAGCGAGCACUGGCUCUCCAUUCUGCGGAGGUGCUACUUACUGGAUACGAGCCUGAUGAUCCGCAUCAUACGGUGGAUUGUGCGCGAGCGACGCGUGGACAAGUGGUACAUCGAGACCUCCGUGAAACUGCUGCUGGAGUUCGUGACCGAAAAUCGUGACCGCGUGGUCGAGCAUCUUCCCGACGUCGUGGUGAUCGUGGUGCGUUGCCUCGACCCGUCUGACAGCAGCGUUCGCAUGCUGAUGCUGAAAUCGGCCACGUCGGCGCUGUUCCAACUGGUGAAGAAUUUCCCGAUGGCGGCCUUCUACCAGGACACUCAGAGGUUCGCAGUCGGUUCCGUGAGCGGCCACGUGGUGAUCUACGACCUGCGCACCGCCACCAAGUGCCGGAUCCUGGGCGGCGACAUAAAGGGGGUGGCGUCGCUCGCCUUCAGCUCGACCGGCGACUACAUCGCCGCGUACUACAGGGACCCACCGUGCUUGGUGAUCUGGAACUGUUCGUCGUCUGGCCUCUUGGGCACUCUGCUGCACAGCGGCAAGCGUGACCAAAAGGUGAUUAAGCUCAAACGGGUGGAGGCCAACCCGUCUACCACGGCCAUGGUGGGUUUUGCGCGGUUCGGUGUUACAUGCUAG
This is a messenger RNA of Babesia bigemina, 4875 nucleotides long. RefSeq lists its product as hypothetical. Gene Ontology annotation, cellular component: cytoplasm. Bases 1 to 4875 code for a protein of 1624 amino acids. The transcript has a single exon. Gene Ontology annotation, molecular function: protein binding. The record is from RefSeq and is a predicted model, not a curated record. Lineage: Eukaryota; Apicomplexa; Aconoidasida; Piroplasmida; Babesiidae.